Molecule: messenger RNA, 351 nt
Organism: Phytophthora sojae
Lineage: Eukaryota; Oomycota; Peronosporomycetes; Peronosporales; Peronosporaceae
Exons: 4
Source: RefSeq, a predicted model, not a curated record
UCCAGCUUCUCCUUAGUCAUACCUCGCAUGCUUUUGAUGUGGCGUUUGAUUCUAGUCUCCCACAGCCCCUCGAUGGUAUUGGUGUGUGUGCCGGUGAUGGGGUCGACGAAGUUGAGGUUGUGGCGGUUGUUCUCUAGAGUGUGCUGCUUGUUGCCACGUUCACAGACAUACGUGGCAAACAUGUCGGACAUGAUCUUGGGUUUCCUUGGUACGCUUGUCGUGCACGAUGCGCCCGAACCAGCGUCCAUAACGACCACGGUUGUAUUCACGCUUCUUAGCGAGGCUGGUCUCAUCGAUCUCGACGAGAUGUCCUUCGCCUCCAAUCUGUUGAGCAACAAACCGCAACAUUAG